Messenger RNA from Suillus subalutaceus, 1081 nucleotides. RefSeq names its product immunoglobulin E-set. Gene Ontology annotation, biological process: Rho protein signal transduction. The transcript is spliced from 8 exons. NCBI's taxonomy places the organism in Eukaryota, Fungi, Basidiomycota, Agaricomycetes, Boletales, Suillaceae. Bases 203 to 811 code for a protein of 202 amino acids. The record is from RefSeq and is a predicted model, not a curated record. Gene Ontology annotation, molecular function: Rho GDP-dissociation inhibitor activity; protein binding. Gene Ontology annotation, cellular component: cytosol; cytoplasm; membrane.
CAAAAUGUCAAUGUCCAAACUUACUUUGGAUCAUGAUCAAGUUGAAUUUCGAGCCCAGGCAACAGGCGUGUGAAAUCGGAUCAGUAGAUAAGUGUCUGAACAGGAUGGCACUGCCAAUCGCAAAAGGCCCUUGGAAACUGCAACAUAUCUGCCACUCAUCAACCUAUUCAUCUCUUUCUAAACCUCGAGUUUCACGUUUGAGAUGUCUUCUAACGACGAUCAGGAUGAUUUGAAGCCCUCUGCCACCCCAGGCUACAAGCCAACUGGCGCUACCAAAACAGCAGACGAAUACGCCAAGCUUGACGCGGAAGAUGAGAGUUUGGCACGGUGGAAAGCCAGUCUUGGUAUCACGCCUGGAGUAUCAACUGGGGACACCUCAGGACCAAGAGUGACAGUUCUGACCCUAGAACUCGAUUCACCCACACUACCUCCUGGCAAGAAGCUUAUCUUUAACCUCAAGGACACCGCCAAGUUAGCCGAUACCAAGAAGAACCCAAUCACCAUCAAGGAGGGCGUAGAAUAUAACGUUCGGAUCACGUUCAAGGUGAAUCACUCAAUUAUUUCUGGUGUACGAUACAUCCAGCUAGUCAAACGUGCCGGUAUCAAAGUGGACAAGCUUGAGCAAAUGCUUGGGUCAUACGGUCCCCAUCCCCAGGGAGAACCAUACACGAAGAAUUUUGAUGUAGAAGAAUCGCCGUCGGGGCUUAUGGCACGUUCAGGAUCGUACAAUGUCAGAAGCCGUGUUGUGGACGAUGAUGGAGAAGUAUACGCAGACUGGGACUGGUCGUUUAAACUUGCCAAGGAGUGGUGAAUGAAGACUUCUCGCCUUGUCAUUUUAUGACCUUUAUUGCAUUACCCUAUGGCAUCAUUUUGCAUAUCAGCUCUCAAGUGGCUGCCGAAGAAAAGUUCUUCAGGCUGACUGAAGUUUUCCGCUGAAGAAAAUGUUUUAGAUAUAACUGCGAGCUAUGGAAAAUUUGACCGGUCAGGUCGUACUAGUAGCGGACUGUGGUGCUUUGUUAAAUAGGCUAAAGCACGCAGGAGAUUUGACCUAGCUCACAGCAAUGCAACUAGUGCAGACGUA